Messenger RNA from Xyrauchen texanus (razorback sucker), 2143 nucleotides. RefSeq names its product alkaline ceramidase 3-like. The transcript is spliced from 11 exons. NCBI's taxonomy places the organism in Eukaryota, Metazoa, Chordata, Actinopteri, Cypriniformes, Catostomidae. Gene Ontology annotation, biological process: ceramide metabolic process; phytosphingosine biosynthetic process. Gene Ontology annotation, cellular component: endoplasmic reticulum membrane. The record is from RefSeq and is a predicted model, not a curated record. Bases 41 to 844 code for a protein of 267 amino acids.
UGUCAUCCUCCCCCGGUCAGACCUCACGUUCUCUGUCAUCAUGGCUCCGGCAGCGGACAGGCCGGGAUACUGGGGAACACCGACCUCAACUCUCGACUGGUGUGAAGAGAAUUAUGUGGUCUCGUAUUACAUCGCAGAAUUCUGGAACACGGUCAGUAACCUGAUAAUGAUCCUCCCUCCUAUUUAUGGAGCCAUUCAAACAUGUAAAGAUGGCUUGGAAGUACGCUAUGUGUGGUCAUUUUUAGGACUUGCUGCUGUUGGUAUUGGUUCAUGGAGCUUUCACAUGACACUACAGUAUGAAAUGCAGCUACUGGAUGAGCUUCCGAUGAUCUACAGCUGCUGCAUCUUUGUUUACUGUCUGUACGAAUGCUUCAAGCAAGAACGUGCAGUUAACUAUUUCUCAAUAACACUUUUGCUGACCUUCAGUAUUUUUGUUAGUGUGAUUUACCUCUUGUGGAAAGAGCCCAUCUUUCAUCAGGUCAUGUAUGCUUUACUGGUGGCUUUCUUGGUGAUUCGGUCUAUUUUCAUAGUCACAUGGGUCUAUCCAUGGCUCAGAGGGCUCUGCUUUACAUCUUUAAGUGUCUUUCUGUUAGGAUUUGUGUUAUGGAACAUCGAUAAUAUCCUUUGUGACUCUCUAAGAGCCACACGGCAACAGAUGCCCCCUGUGAUUGGGGCAGUUACACAGCUUCAUGCCUGGUGGCACAUUCUAACAGGCCUGGGGUCAUAUUUACACAUACUUCUCAGCCUUCAGAUUCGGUCAACCUACCUCAAGCACAGACCAAAAGUGAAGUUUUUAUGGGGCAUUUGGCCCAUGCUGCACAUUGAAUCUCAGAAGGCCAGUUGAAAGGGAAAAGAGAGGAGGAAGAUGGACCAAUCACAGACCUCAUACAGAAAGAGGUCUGGCCAAGUAGCUUCAGCGGCAACAGGAAGUCACCAGUGGCUGUCGGUUUGGUUCCCCCAUGCCCUCGUUCCCCUUCCGGUUCUGUUUGCCAACUGCAUUUAUAAAAAAGCUGCCAAAUGAAGGAAAGGGUUUUUUGUUUGUUUGUUUUUAUUAUUAUUAUAGAUGAAAUGAGAGGUUUGUAGUGGUCUUGUGAUUUUUGCACAAUGCAACAACUGUCCUAAAUAAGAGGGUCUAAUUAGCGGUAAUUUGGGCUUGGGGUUAGGAUUUGGGCUGAAAUAUUUGAGAUGUAUAAUAUUUUUUGACAGCAUUAUGGUUUUGAUGAACGAUGUCUAGUCUGUCCUUGCUCUGUCAUAUAACUUAGGUCUGAGAUUUGUACACUCUCUGUUAGUGUUUUUUACUUUGACAAUCAUGUAAGAAAUGGAAAAUUGAGUUUUCAAGGGUGAUGGAUUAGUGUGGACAUGACCAAAGACGAGGUGGUAACUUUAGCAACCUUAUGUCAGCUAUUCCACAAAUUCAUAUUCUGUACUGAAUGUAUUAAUACUAAGGUGGUGAAAUUAUACUACAUAAUGGUAGUGUAAACUUUAAAUGCCACUCUACAUUUAUAGAUGAUGAAGGUCAGUUAAAACAAAUCAGAACAUGUAAUGGGAGUUAAUGCAUUUGGACAAGAGUGUGAUCUGUGUUUUUCCUCAUUUCAGUCUGGAAAAUCCACUGAAACUUUUGGCAAUGCAUUUCAUGCAAUAAUGUUAAUAACAUAUGGUCAUUUUAUUGUGUGUUUUCAGAGAUUGCAUGUGUUUUAUGUCCUGUUUCUUUAAACAAGGUACAACAUUUGGUAGCAUGUUACAUAAGUGUCCAUGUUGCAUAAAGUACAUAUUAAUAUAAUUAGUUACAGCAUGGUUAAUUAACAAUAGUCGCAAACAGCUCCAUAAUCUAAGUACAUCUUGUUCAUAAAUAACUGCUCAGUACAUACAUACAUUGUAACAUGAACACUAUUGUUAAGUGUGACCCAGUAUUUUCCUCUUAAACAUUUGAAGCCGCUCAUGCCAUCAAUAUGCAAUGGGAUUAUUUUAUUUAUUCUAAAUUAAGGGAUAUUGGUUGUGAUAUGAAAAAAGUGUUAACAGGAACAGGUUUUUGUACUGAAGGAGUUAUCAUGUGUAAAUUAACACUGAGCCGCUGAGAUAACAAGAUACUCAAAUGCUUUACUUGAUGUUGCUCCUUUAAAAUUGCAUGCAUGUAAAUAAAAAA